AUGAAGGUCCUUACAGCAAAUUUUAUAUCCUGUGCAGUGAAAAGUUGCAAAGCCUCCCCGUCCUCGUUCCCUCUACACUUCCAUGAUGCAGAACUUGAGCAGCAAGAAGUCAAGUUCUCGCCACAGUUCCUUUGCAAUAUCUUACCGCGAAUUGACUGGGAUGCACUCCGCAUAACUGCAAAUGAACUAGGAUUUGCGACUCUGGCUGAUACAAAACCAGAAAAUGACCACUUAAACAACGAACAAAUGCUGCGAGACCUACACCGACUUCUGCUUGAAACCUCUGUUAUUGAGGUUUGA
Uncinocarpus reesii 1704 is the source of this 300-nucleotide messenger RNA. RefSeq lists its product as uncharacterized. Gene Ontology annotation, biological process: peptidyl-glutamine methylation; tRNA methylation; rRNA (guanine-N7)-methylation. Bases 1 to 300 code for a protein of 99 amino acids. The transcript is spliced from 3 exons. The record is from RefSeq and is a predicted model, not a curated record. Gene Ontology annotation, molecular function: protein heterodimerization activity. NCBI's taxonomy places the organism in Eukaryota, Fungi, Ascomycota, Eurotiomycetes, Onygenales, Onygenaceae.